Didymodactylos carnosus is the source of this 2199-nucleotide messenger RNA. The record is from the annotation of a GenBank genome assembly. NCBI's taxonomy places the organism in Eukaryota, Metazoa, Rotifera, Eurotatoria, Philodinida, Philodinidae.
AUGUCGAGUUCUGUUCAUGAUAUAUCUCAAUCAACUGCCACAUCCAUAUGUUCCGUCACAUCAAAUGGAGAACAAGAAAAAUUAAAUAACACAUUUACACCAUUUAUUCAACAACGUUUAAAUGAUGAAAAUCAACGUGAACAAGUUAUGCUCAAUCUCGCUGCAAUCGAACGUACAACAAAAAUAUUGAUGAAUGAAUUUUCAUACGUGAACAAUAAUAUCAGCAAUACUGUUUCUCAUAAUCCAGCAACUAAUUCGACUACAUCCACCUCUUCAACACUAUUAACAUCAGAAAUACCAUCCAUAUGUCAAUUACAAAAUACAGAAUUGUACCAUCAGCAAUUAAUUUAUCAAACAACAUCAUUUUUGGCUCAAACUCAAUCUUUGUUACAAAAUCUCUCGUCUAGUUUAAUUGCUACUCAAAUGACGUCGCCAACACAAGAGUCAGCAAUACAAGCAACAGUCACACCCUCUCAAGAAGUAUUACUGACUAAUAAUGGAAAGAAUAAUAAAACUACAAACAAACGCGAAACGAAAAUUAAAAAUAAAAAAAUAAAAGAUUUACCAACGAAAACUAUACGACAAUUAUCGCCCUCACUAUCUCCCGUAAUUUCACCCAAUUUUUAUGAAACAACUCAAACGGACGAUACAACGGAAGACACGAUAAAACGAACAGUAGUAUCGCCAAAUUGUACAAAAAAAAGUUGUUCAUUCUCUACUAUUACUUUAAAUUCAUCAAAAAAACAAACAUCAAAACAAUCCUUACCUCGAUCAGAUAAGGCUACAAUCUAUUAUCGAAAAAAUUUUUCUAAAAUUCAAUCAGCAUCAAUCACUAUUAAUGAAAUAUUAGAGAAAAAUAUAUCGAUUUAUAAUCUGAUAGAAGAUUAUCCUAUUAUUCGGGAUUCUAGACCACCAAAUUAUCAGACACUGUUACCUGUAUUACGUGAAAUAAAAGGUGUUGAUAAAUUAAUAUUAAGUUUAUAUCGAAAAAUUUUGACCUAUGAAGAACGUAUGUGUUGUAAUCUCAAGGGUACAAACGGUUUUUUACCUUAUCCAGAACAUAAGAUGAUUUGGAUUGAUUUUACAAUGAUGUUAAUAUUAAAUGAUCGAAAACAAAUUGAUUGUUAUACAGAUUUAGAACGACAACGUUUAUAUGAACUAUGUGAUAAAGAAAAUUUAUCUGAAUACGCAGAAAUUGUGAAAAAAUGGAAUAAAAAUUCUAAAAGAUAUUUUGGAUUAAAUGAAGAAAUAUUUAAAAAAAUUUUACAGAGAACAAAAACAGAUGAAAAACAAUUUGUGAUUGAUUUAUUUUAUGCAACAUUACCCACAGAAGAUAUUAAAUGUAUGAUUGAAGCGAAAAGAAAGACUAUAUCAUGGACUGAUAAUAGUAUUAUUAUUUGUUAUGCUCGACCAGUACAUGUACACUGGAUAAAACAGCAGUGGAUGAAACAUUUUUUUGAAGUAGAUAAAACAAAAAAGAAUAGAAAUGAACAAGAAUUAGAAAUUAUUCGAUGGAAAAAAUGUAUCAAUUGGGUUAUUAAUGAUUUAAUGGAAAAUGGUUUAAGAAGAAACCAUGAUAUCAAUAAUGAUGUUGAAAAGCAGAUGAAAGAAGAUACUCAAUUACAAAAAAGAAAAUCAGACUUAAAAAUAAUCGAAAAUUCAACAGGAGAACCAUCAAUAAUAUUAGAACGUAUAAAUGCAAAUAUAACGUCAUCUAGGAAUAAAAAAUUCAAAACAGAUUCAACUAUUAAUAAUGACCAACAGAGUACAAAUAAUAAAACGGUAAUAGUUUUACCAAAAUUAUUACCAUCUGAUCAACAAGUUCAGACAAUCUCUCGAAUAAAUUUAAAUGUUGUUGAAUAUGCUGUAAAAUUAGCACAAUUAAUUUAUGAUUUUAAUAAGGAGCUAUACAAUGAAGAAGAACAAAUAAAUUCAUCUCUCUCAUUAUGGCCAAAUUUAAAACAAUUACAAUGGAUAUAUGAUCUGACAUUUCGCUAUUAUUAUGUAUCGGAACAAAAUCGUAUUAAAAUAUGGUAUGAUUGUUUAUGUUCAUUUCCAAAAAUAUUUUCUAAUCAAGAUUUAUCCUUUGAAAAUUUUCAUCAACUAUUUUAUCAAAAACUGAAUGAAGAAAAUAAUAAUGAAAUUAACCUUGAACGUUUAAUAAUCAUAACAAAAAUGGAAGAUAAAAAUGAUAAUUGA